Leptopilina boulardi is the source of this 2054-nucleotide messenger RNA. RefSeq names its product dual specificity protein phosphatase CDC14AB-like. Bases 412 to 1791 code for a protein of 459 amino acids. The record is from RefSeq and is a predicted model, not a curated record. NCBI's taxonomy places the organism in Eukaryota, Metazoa, Arthropoda, Insecta, Hymenoptera, Figitidae. The transcript is spliced from 9 exons. Gene Ontology annotation, biological process: regulation of exit from mitosis; positive regulation of cytokinesis; protein dephosphorylation. Gene Ontology annotation, molecular function: protein tyrosine/serine/threonine phosphatase activity.
CCAACUUUAAAUUUUAAAAAAAAAUGAAAUCUAGUAAUAUUUGCUAUUUUUAAAUUAAACAUUUGAAUUAAACAAGUGUAAAUAAAAAAUGUGAACAUCGAAUUAAAUUAUGAAACAAAUAUAGAAAUGGCAGUUCGAUCAUUGAAAUAAUAAUUCACAAAAUUGUCAGCAAUAUUUUUCUAUCCGAAAAAUGAAAAUGUAUUUAAAAAUUUAAAUCCUGUUUUCUAUCAAAUUUUUAAAAAUCAAGUUUUAAGAAACCGAAUAGUUAUGAGACUUGUAAAUCAUUGAAAUGUUUAAAUUACAACCUAUCUUAAAAAUAAUGAUGAUCAGAAGUUGCCAGGUCACUAAUAAUUUUUAUGAAUCAAAACCUGGAUCUAUUUAUUCUACAUAAAACAUUUGAAAUCAUCAAUAAUGCAAAAAUUCAUGAAAACCUGUUGUCAUCAUGAAAAUUCUACUUUCGCAAGUAGAUAUACAGUUUACAAUCAUCCUGACGUAAAUAAUGUCGUUGAAUUCAUAGAAGAUAAAUUAUAUUUUGCUACAUUGAAUCCUGGUCAUAAAAUUGCACGAUGUACGGAAAAAAUUAUAUUUUUCAAUACCGAUAAUGAAUUAGUUUACAGUCCAAUUAACAAUGAUUUUGGUCCUUUAAAUUUGGCAUGCGUUUAUAGAUUUUGCAAUAUUUUAAGUAGAAAAUUAAAAAAUCCCAACAACUGGUACAAGCAAAUUGUUUAUUAUACUAGUAAUGAAGAUGAAAAUAAAAGAGCAAAUGCAGCUUUUUUGAUAGCUUCAUUUGCUGUGAUAUUUCUUGAGAAAACACCAAAUGAAAUUGAUAAAGCUUUAACAAUAAAUAAUUUAUUUUUAAAACCAUUUCUAGACGCCUCUCAUACUCAAAAUCUCACACUUACUUUACUUGAUUGUUUAAAUGGAAUGGAAAAGGCUCAAAAAUAUGGACUUUUUAAUUUUCAAGAUUUUAAUUUAUCUGAAUAUGAAAAAUAUAGUCAAAUGAAAAAUGGGGAUUUAAAUUGGUUGGUACCACAUAAAUUAAUUGCAUUUGUGGGUCCAAAUACUGAUAAAGAUACACAUUAUCAUCCACCCGAAAAAUAUUUUAAUUAUUUUAUCAAAAAUAAUGUAGAAGCAAUUAUUCGAUUGAAUAGAAAAUGCUAUGAUGCAUCGAGAUUCAGGAAAAUAGGAAUAAAACAUUAUGAUCUUUAUAUGCCAGAUGGUACUGUACCAGCUCGGCAAAUAUUACAAGAAUUUCUUGAAAUUUGCGAAACUACAAAGGGAGCUAUUGCUGUACACUGCAAAGCUGGACUAGGAAGAACGGGAACAUUGAUAGCUGCUUACAUAAUUAAACAUUAUCGAAUGAAAGCAAGAGAAGCUGUUGCAUGGAUAAGAAUUUGCAGACCAGGAUCAAUAAUUGCUCCUCAACAGAAAUGGCUCGAAGAAAUUGAGACUCCAUUGCAGAGAGCAGGACAAUUUUAUAGAUUAAUAUGUCAUCAUAAAAGUAAUUCAAUUACUCGACAUAAGUAUGGUAUCUAUUCAAUCAUCUAUAAAUUAGAAAAAAUUGGAACCUUAAUUCCUAAAGAAUAUCACUCCUUUAAACAUUUAGACAAUCAUUCAGAAAUAUUACGUCUCAAACAAAGAAUCAAGCGAACAAAAAGAAAAAUAUGCGAAGUAAAAAAUCACAAAGAAAGUAAGGAAUCAAAUUUUUUAGAUCAAAAACUAUUAAAAGAGAGUUCCGAAAUUAAUCAAAUUUGUCCAUUAAAAUCAAAACAUCAAAAAUGGAAUAUUUAAUUUUAUUUAAAAAAAGAAAUGUAUUCUAUUCAUUUAUUGACAAAUUGUACAAAGUAAAACUAUUAUUUACAACUUAAAAAAACUAUUCUCUUUUUUUUUACCAUACUUAAGUAUACAACCUUUAAAAGGUGUCAAAAUAUAAUAAGAAAAUUUUUUGAACACUGUCAGAUAUUUAUAUAUCAGUUCUGUUACAACCUGAGUUGUUGAGAUUAACUUGAAAAUUUUUUUUCUUCUAUCAUUUCAAAAAAAAAAUUUUAAGAUAA